This is a messenger RNA of Trypanosoma theileri, 3120 nucleotides long. RefSeq lists its product as uncharacterized. Bases 1 to 3120 code for a protein of 1039 amino acids. NCBI's taxonomy places the organism in Eukaryota, Euglenozoa, Kinetoplastea, Trypanosomatida, Trypanosomatidae. The transcript has a single exon. The record is from RefSeq and is a predicted model, not a curated record.
AUGCUGAGAAAGCCGCUGGGAGCCGGAAAACGCCCCUUCUUCUUGAGGCGGUUUGCGCGGGCACGUGUUGAUGGUGCGAGUGGCGCGGGAGACGAUGUGAGUCUCAUCGUGCACGCGGACUUCCACGAUGACAAGCUUUCCCAAACUGCACUCACAACAAGCGCGGAGCUUGUGCAGCAGUCACCAGAGGCACUUUUGAAUAAUGCCAAUCGUCCUCUCCUUGUGCCUCUUCUGCAAUUGUUACGCCGACGUGGGGCAUUAAAUGAUAAUCGUGUACGACAAGAGAUUGUACGAUUUCUUGUACCAUCGGUUCAUCGUGAUUAUUUAUCAUGGCUUUGGGGUGACAAUGUAGAGUCUACAGGUUUGGUGGAAGCGGGUAAUAUUACUGCGUUACGUUCUCUCCCUCCCUUUGCUUGGAGGGCAACUAUUGAACAGGGAAAACCAACUGAACCAAGUGAGUUAUUACACUACUGGCAUCAGGUAUUCUUUGCACUUUCUGCUAAUGCUGUUUUUGCAGAUGUAGGUUUUUUUGACGAAGGUCAUAGAGAACUUUUAUCUAUUAUACAUGACUACUACGUCGAUGUUGCGCGUUUACAAAGGCUUUUACCAUUAUUAGAUGAAACUAUUGUUAUAACUCGUAUGCCUCCUGUUUUUGUACGUAAACUACGAAAGUUUUACGUGGAACGAUACCGUCUUUUACAAUAUGCGGAACUUUUUCGUGCUAUAGUAGAUGGUGAAGAACUUGUUAUGCCAACUUAUGGUACCGCAUUACUUAAUGAUGCAGAGGUCUUUGAAUAUUAUAUAACUAUACCAGGUCGCCGUGAAUCUGGAAUAGAACGUGAUGAACGGUGGUCUUCUACGCUUGCGUAUGCGAUGUUUGCAUUUUCAAGAUUAUUUCGUCAGCAGAAAUGGCAAGGAAGUGAAAUAGAUGCAAUAAUGACUCGACCUGCUACUCUUUUUAUGAAUGUCUGCGUUUUUUCUAAAAACGAUAACGCAGAAGGUGAAAGAUUUCGAGAAGCUAUUUUAGCUGUAAUGCGUGUGUUUCAUACACAUUACCGAAAUGAGAGUAAAAAUGUAAUAAUUGGAAAUAAUUCCUUUCUUGCAUAUGAUGUUUUAAGGAUUCUUCGUGAUACAGGUGUUGAUAGUAUGUUAGCUAAAUGUAAACGUCUACAUUUUGGUCCCAUACAUGGACUUUUAGAUGUUUGUACUUUGGCCGCUGUAACAGAAAUGCUUCUCUGUGGUGAAGAGGAAACUGAGGGAAAACAAUCUCGAGGUUACUUUGAUUUUGAAGAAUUGGAGGUUCUUCUUAGUUCACGCAAAAAUAUUGGUACUGAAAUGUACAAUGCUGUGAAAAACCAUAAAUGUCACCGAUUUGCUGCUCAUUAUGGAGUUUUAAAUUUGAGUCCUCGUAUAAAAAAGAUACUUGAAGAAGUUGUACAAUCAUCUUCUUCAUUGCAUCGUUAUACUAAUGAGUUGUCAAGGUGGGUAACAUUCAUUGGUUGGCCUCUGCGUUUAACGAUGCAAGAUAUUUUACCAAAUAAGGAACUAACCUUAUCGAUUCAGAAGAGUUUAAUUGAGAAUCCAGUGGAAUAUUGGCAGUGUGGAUGUCAAUAUAUGAACCCUACACGUCCAAAAAGUAUUUCUUGUAUUGGUUGUGUUUCACGGGAUUUAGUAGAGCACCAGUGGAUAUGUCCUCAUUGUUCAUGGGUCUCUGCAUCUGGGGAUUACGUUAAUAUUUGUUUAAGAUGUCGUCAACCCCAUCCUAACUCCCAAGCACGUGCCAGAGAAAAUGAAAUAAAUGACCCGUCCGCAAAGAGUCAAUCAAAUUCUCUGAUUUGGUACUGCAACUUGUGUUCAUCUUACUCACCUUUGGUUUGUGAUGGUACAGAAACAACACAGGGAUGUAUUGAUUGUGGUACUGUUGGUAAUGGCUGGUCGGUAAGUUAUUUUGAUUGGAAGUGUGGCUGUGGAGAGAUGAACUCUCCUUUUAGACGCUGGUGCUACGCAUGUAGUGUGCAUCGUCAACACGCAUGUUGUCAGUGUCUUAACUGUAAACAACCCUGGACGCUUUCUCCACGUGGAACAAGAGAAAGAACAGAGAGUCAUUCUGGUUGUUUUUCUUCGUCUUCUUCCCUUUCAUGUUCUUCUUGUUUAUCGUGUGGUGACCCUCACCCGCGUGAGACUGCAGCCUGGCAACGUCGACUCCUACGUUGUCCACUCUGUCACUCCCUCACCAGUACGGAAACAACAAGAACAACAAGAACAAUUACUGGUGUUGAUAGUAAUAAUAAUAGUAAUAAUGAUAGUUCGGAACUUGACACUAUUACUACUACUACUACUACUACUACUGGGACUGUUUGUCAACACUGCUCUCACUCUUUGACAGUUCUUCGGCAGUUCGUGGCGCUGCAGCCCGACUGGCCGUGGCGGUGUCAUUCCUGCGGCCGCCAUCAACACAUCCGCGAUAGCGAUGGUGCACUAAUAACAGUGAUGGGGCAAACACAACCACCAGAGACGACAGAGACAUGCGGGAACUGCGGUACGAUUCGACUCGAUCCAGUGUUGUUUGACCGGCAUGCCACGUGGUCGUGUGUGAAGUGCGGUGAAAGGGCGGUGCAUGGAUUCCAUUGCCAUCGUUGUCUUUCGCUACAUCCUGCUAUCCCAGAGACGGAAGUUCAUGCAUGGCGUUGUGUGACUUGUUUAACCAUAAACAGCGGCUGGAAUGAUGUUUGUCAACGUCCCGACUGCGGCGUGCGGAGGUCUGUGGACUCCACUCCAUUACCGUAUUCACCAUGGCGGUGUUGUAGUUGUGGGGAAUACAGCCGAACAACGCAGAUUCCACAGUGUGAACACUGUAAUGUUAUUAAGGCAGCGCCUUUAGCAGCAAUACCAGCACCAGUACCAUUACCAACAAAAUCGGUUUCAGCAUAUAAUGUGGCUGAAAGACGCGCCCAACGACUUGCAGAAGUGGAGACGCAACUUCUAAACGCAGCAGCUCUUAUGGAUGAAGAUGAGCAAAAAAAUGAAGAUGGAUCUAAGGUGAAUGCAGAGAAUAACCUGACUGACGAAUGGACGCAAUUUGUUGCAGAUGGAGUUCGUCUUGCCAUACCCCUCGGGUGA